Molecule: messenger RNA, 2733 nt
Organism: Cyclopterus lumpus (lumpfish)
Lineage: Eukaryota; Metazoa; Chordata; Actinopteri; Perciformes; Cyclopteridae
Gene: slc2a8
Product: solute carrier family 2 member 8
Exons: 10
Coding region: 182-1624 (480 amino acids)
Biological process (GO): transmembrane transport
Cellular component (GO): membrane
Molecular function (GO): transmembrane transporter activity
Source: RefSeq, a predicted model, not a curated record
AGCAGGCAGGAAUGCUGAUCAGGUGACUGGCACAAGACUCGUCGGCAGCCGGUGCAGGAAGCGACACACAUUGUUGAUUCUUUUCUUCUUCUUCUUCGGGUUAGUUCUUCCAGACUUGUUGAUCCAUCUAAACAAAGAGAAGAAGAAGAACAACAACAACAACAACAACAACAACAACAGCAUGGACCCCCAGGACCAGGAGGACCAGGACGAGGAUACCCCCGGACCCGUGUCCGACCAGGACGCUUCCCUGGGCAAAGUGAGGAACAGGAACCUGUACCUGGCCACGAUGGCGUGCGUUCUGGGUCCCUUGAGCUUCGGCUUCGUGUUGGGCUACAGCUCGCCCGCCAUCCCAGAGCUCGCCCGGAUCUCGGACCCUCGGCUGCGGCUGGACGCCGACCAGGCCUCGUGGUUCGGGUCCAUCGUGACGCUGGGGGCGGCGGCCGGCGGCCUGCUGGGCGGCUGGCUGGUGGAGAAGCUCGGCAGGAAGAUCACCCUGAUGUUCUGCUCGCUGCCCUUCGUCUUCGGCUUCACCAUCAUCAUCGCGGCGCAGAACGUGUGGAUGCUCUACGUCGGCCGGCUGCUCACCGGCAUCGCCAGCGGGGUCACGUCGCUGGUCGUCCCGCUCUACAUCUCCGAGAUGGCACACGAGCGCGUUCGCGGGAUGCUGGGCUCCUGCAUGCAGCUCAUGGUGGUGGUCGGCAUCAUGGGAGUUUACCUGGCAGGUCUCUACCUGGACUGGCGCUGGCUGGCGAUCCUCUGUGCCGUGCCGCCCACGCUGCUCAUCGUGUGCAUGUGCUUCGUGCCCGAGUCGCCGCGCUUCCUGCUGUCGCGUGGCAGGAGGCGCGAGGCCGAGGAGGCGCUGCGCUUCCUGAGGGGGCCCGACGCCCCCGUGGAGUGGGAGUGCGCCCGCAUCGAGAGCGCCUGUGACGAGCAGGGUUCUGGCUUCCAGAUGUCGGACCUGAAGGACCCGGGAGUCUACAAGCCUCUGGUGAUCGGCGUCAUGCUGAUGUUGUUCCAGCAGAUGACGGGAAUCAACGCCAUCAUGUUCUACGCCGAGAACAUCUUCGAGCAGGCCCACUUCAAGGAGAGCGACCUGGCCUCGGUGAUCGUGGCUCUGAUCCAGGUCGUCUUCACGGGGGUGGCGGCCCUGAUCAUGGACCGAGCCGGGAGGAAAAUCCUUCUCACAAUCUCAGGCGUUGCCAUGGCAAUCAGCACCAUGACGUUCGGGGUCUACUUCUACCUGGUGUCCAAACCUUCCGGCGCCGGCGUUGAGCCCCACGCCGACCUGUCCUGGCUGGCCCUGGCCAGCAUGGCCGUCUUCAUCGCAGGUUUUGCUGUGGGUUGGGGUCCCAUCCCGUGGCUGAUCAUGUCGGAGAUCUUCCCCUCCAAAGUGCGGGGGGUCUCCAGCGCCGCCUGCGUCCUCACCAACUGGAGCAUAGCGUUCCUCGUCACCAAGACCUUCCAGGACAUGAUGGGUCUUCUCACCAGCGCCGGAACCUUCUGGCUCUUCGCCUCCAUGUGCGUCCUCAACGUCCUCUUCACCGUCUUCUUCGUACCAGAAACGAAGGGCAAGACUCUGGAGCAGAUCGAAGCCACUUUCAGAGGCGCACCCGGUCCAUGAAGAGCCGCCCCCCCAACCCCCCAAAAUCACAAAAAACUGACACGUGUGUCUCUGAGCCGACUGGACCCUGUGUGGGCAUUUAAAAAAAAAUUAUCUUUGUUAAGCUUAUGAAGCUGAUUGAAACACUUUCUUAAUAAUAAUAAUAAUAUAAUAAGCGGUGUUUCUAAUAUUGUGUUCAUCCCAUCGGUGAGGGUAAACUGACAGCUGGGUGUCGGCCAUCUUGUUUCUGUGCACAAACUGUCCCAUGAACCCUUAAACUGUUUCCUGCCGUGUGCUCAUUACCUCCUUUGAAGUGGCUCCGGAGCCCCGAGUCCAGGGCGCUCCGAGUCCAGGGCGCUCCGAGUCCAGGGCGCUCCGAGUCCAGGGCGCUCCUGGGUUUCUUUUUUAGUUGUGCAGGUUUAUCGGCCACACUGCCCCCUGCUGGCCUCGCCGCUGUACUGCAUUCAGUUCUUUAAAAAGGUUCUUUUCCACGCAGUACUCAUAUUUACACCUCCAGGUUUACAUUAUUUACCCUGAAGUAUCAAAGAAGAAGUGACGAGUUUGAACUGAGAACACGUUUGGUCGGAAAGAAACCCAGAAAUACGUUUUCUGUUUGACGAGUGGAGGCAAUAUGGAAACGUUUCUAGUUUCUUAAACUCUAAGCGAAGAUGUUUCGUAGAAGAAGCUUUAUUGUCGCGGUGUUUCGGGAGGUGAAGGCAUAACUGUGAAGUUAUCGGAGGAAUAUGAUAAUUAAACAGUUUCUGUACGUUUUCUUUUGUAAUAAUUUGCUCUUAUUCUUGUAAAGGAAAUGAAACAUGUAUUAACUGACUUGUACACACUUGAAAUAGUUAUGUCAUACUUUAUGACUUCUCUUUACACUUUAUAUGAUAUACUAUCGUCUUUUCUUUUUUUUUUACUCAUGGCUCUACAUUUGAAUAAAUAAUUGUCUAUUUUUUUUGGUGUUUGUUUGCUAUGAAUCAUUCCUCUGCCUUUUCUUUUCUGGUGGCUGGAUGCAAUCCAUCCAUUAUAUAUUUAUUUAUUUUACAUAAUUUAAAAACAUGGAGCUCUUUCUCACGUUAUGAAACUGAAUUGUAACCAUAAACUGAAUAAAAUCACUAUGUCGCUUUGAA